Exaiptasia diaphana is the source of this 1921-nucleotide messenger RNA. RefSeq names its product forkhead box protein C1-B. The transcript has a single exon. Gene Ontology annotation, biological process: regulation of transcription by RNA polymerase II; anatomical structure morphogenesis; cell differentiation. The record is from RefSeq and is a predicted model, not a curated record. NCBI's taxonomy places the organism in Eukaryota, Metazoa, Cnidaria, Anthozoa, Actiniaria, Aiptasiidae. Bases 48 to 893 code for a protein of 281 amino acids. Gene Ontology annotation, molecular function: DNA-binding transcription factor activity, RNA polymerase II-specific; RNA polymerase II cis-regulatory region sequence-specific DNA binding.
CUCCAAGUUAUAACACGGCACUUUGAGGUUUUAUACUAAGUUUAAACAUGUCGUGGUUGGGYUCUGAUGUGGCUUUCACGUAUCCUUGGAAUUCGUACGUACCWGCGGUUGAAGAAAGCUACCAUCAAUACAACGUGCCRUAUCAUCCAGUSUAUUCAUAUCCAUGCUGUAGUUUGUAUCCUAACUGYAAUGGCGGACGGUAUUAUUACAAGUCAUACUAUUUAACACCACAGAAGCCACCAUUUUCAUACGUUGCUUUGAUUUCCAUGGCUAUUAAGCAAGCACCGUCCAGGAAGAUCACGCUACACGGUAUUUAUCAGUUCAUCACAUCCAAUUUCCCUUACUAUACAUGGCAAAACCGACGAGGAUGGCAGAAUAGCAUUAGACACAACUUGUCUUUGAAUCGCUGUUUUGUGAAGGUCCAUAGAGACAGAGCCGAUCCUGGAAAGGGCUGCUACUGGACGCUUGAUCCAUCGUAUGAAGGGAUGUUUGAGGACGGGAAAUACUGGAGGCGAAGACGUCUUAAAAAGGUUACCAAAGAGGAAGAUAGCAAUCUGGAGAGUGCAUCUUCUGGCAACAAUUCCAAGCAAGUUGCUCAAAGUACAAGUCUCGAAGCGAAAGAAGAUUUGAGUGAGACUUCAAACGAGAAAACCAAAGAAGAAAUAAGCGAAAGGCAUUCCCCUUUGAUAAACAACACUAUAAAAACUGAAAAGGAAGAAUUUGAAAGCCAAACGUUUGCUGUAAGACAAGAAACUGGCGACCUUGAACAGGAACAUUACAUGACGUUGMGCGGCGAAGAUCGCCAGGGCACAAGCACAAGAGACGACGAAGAAACUGUUAAAAAUAAGUUAAUGAGUAGCUUUAGUAUCGACUUUUUGCUYAAAAAAGAUUAGAACUAGAAACAUUUGUUGAUGAACUGUUGAUGCAAAGUUUAUUUACGUGACGAUUAWUGUGGAAAUACUUGAUUGAAAACAUCGACCCAUGUCAGAUACCUAUCACUCAAUGCGUUGGUAUGAUUUCUUCGAUGCUGCAUGUCCUGUSCAAAACUAGCAUUUUGAAGUCAUAAGKCAAUGGAAAACAUCUACUACCUUUUAAACUUAAUUUCUAUUGRYAUAAAUUGUUGUUAACACGAACUAGUCCUAGCAAAAGUUUUCUUUAGUCAAAAGUACCACCGCAAUUUCUCAUUGGCAUUUCCAGGCGAAAAGYAAAACUACCUAAGCCAUAGGAAAACUUAAGAUAUUAGAGCUUUAUUAGUUAAUAGAUAUUAGACAUUUUAAACUGAAGAUUAAUUUGCACAGAGUCAUACAAAGAUAAACUUAAAAGGAAGCAAUGCUUAUACUACACUAAGAACUUGAGUUUUCAAUUCGUAUUUUUUUCAAAAUUCGUCUCACACAUGACAUGAUUACAAUGCUACAAAGUCUGUAUAUUAUAAAGCCAUUUUAUUGUACAAAAACAGUUUUUAAAUUGUWCAAAAACAACCUCGUCUUUCAUAAAAGAGSCAAAAACAAUGGAAUUAACAAAACAACUUUCCUUAUUCUUCCGCAUUUGAAUCUUGAAAGUUUAUCGGAAAUUUAGUAAAUUAAAUGAAAAUCACUAACCUACAAUGUAGAAUUUUUCUUGCUGAAAGGCAUGAGAUAUAUUCUAGRAGAAAGGACCGAUGUUCAAGUAAGAUUUCAAGGUUUUAAAUCUCGAAGAACAAAAGUUUUAGAAUUCAUGAAAUUUUGAACUGCUAGUUCCAUAAGCAAACCUGUAUAGCUUUCAAUAUAAAGACUUCUCGUUUAGAUUUCAAUUUUAUAAAAAAGUAGCGAUUUUUUUCAWAUCUAUUCCGCAUCACGCUAGACUUUGGUUAGUAUAAACUCAAUCACUCUUGAAACUGUAAUAUAACUCACCUAGUUAAAGAAAUAAAAAAAUGUACAUUGUC